Messenger RNA from Polyodon spathula (Mississippi paddlefish), 4472 nucleotides. Its product is annotated as zinc finger transcription factor Trps1-like. Gene Ontology annotation, cellular component: nucleus. The transcript has 6 exons. The coding region runs from base 215 to 3988 and encodes 1257 amino acids. The record is from RefSeq and is a predicted model, not a curated record. NCBI's taxonomy places the organism in Eukaryota, Metazoa, Chordata, Actinopteri, Acipenseriformes, Polyodontidae. Gene Ontology annotation, molecular function: RNA polymerase II transcription regulatory region sequence-specific DNA binding; DNA-binding transcription factor activity; zinc ion binding. Gene Ontology annotation, biological process: regulation of transcription by RNA polymerase II.
CAAACUAAACUCCUUUUUUUUUUUAAAACGACCCUGGCGUUUAUUACUAAACACAGUCACCCCGAUCUCACUGGAUAGGAGCAAUCAGAAAUCUUUUAACCCCCCUAAAAUAAUCCGACAUCAACAAACAAACAACAGAAAGACGGUUCAUGGCUCAAGCCAACGCUCCACCAUCUUUCAGACUGCAAAGAUUAUUGCCAUUCAAUCAACAGAUAUGGUUCGAAAAAAGAAUCUCCCUCUAAGAAACUUUGGUGGUGAAGGUGAAGCUCUGGAAUCGACAGGUACUGAAAGUGAGGACCCUGCUAGGAACAAAGGCCUUUCUUCAGAUCUCAUGCAAGAAGACAUCAGUCAGCGAGAUGAACUAGAAUCUGACAAAAAGGAGGAUCAUUAUAUGCAAGUCUCAGAGCCUUCUUCUAGCAUCAAAAAAGACUUGAAAAGCUCGGCAACGAGAGAAAGGCCUGGUUUCAAUUAUGAAAGCCACAAGAAGGGAGGAAAUGUUCCAUCCUUCCCCCAUGAUGAGGUGACAGACAGAAAUAUGCUAGCUCUCUCAACUCCAGCUGCUGGGGGAGUCUGUGAACUGCUGAAGUCUCCAGCAAGAUCAGAUCCAGAUGAUGGUGAAGACGGGGUCUGUGCCCAAUCUGAAGACCUUGGCGAGACAAAAGAGGCAACAGGCGGGGCUGUACAAGUUCAGUGUGGUCAGCUGGACCAUGAGAGCCCUGCCCUGGACAACUCUGUGGUCUCAGAACCCCCUCAAGUACCUUCUUUAGAGCUUAGUGAGGGUAUGGACAACGAAAUUCCAGAGGAUGCAGCACCUUUGUCUCCAAAGCUGCAGGACUUCAAAUGCAACAUCUGUGGUUACGGUUACUAUGGCAAUGACCCCACAGACCUUAUUAAACACUUCCGCAAGUACCAUCUUGGUUUGCACAACCGCACCAGGCAGGAUGCUGAACUCGACACCAAGAUCUUGGCCCUCCACAACAUGGUGCAGUUUACCCACUCCAAAGACUUUCAAAAGCUCAACCAUAGCAUGCUCACUGGGGUGCUUCAAGAUAUCAGCUCCCAGCGGCCCAUGGUACUGAAUGGGACUUAUGAUGUACAGGUAACUUUAGGAGGAACCUUCAUCGGCAUUGGGCGUAAAACCCCAGACUGUCAAGGCAACACCAAGUACUUCCGCUGUAAGUUCUGCAACUUCACCUACAUGGGCAGCUCCUCGACAGAAUUAGAACAGCACUUUAUAGCCACGCACCCAAACAAGGCAAAAACUCCCCCAGCAAGCAUUGACUCAAGCGACUAUAACAAACCAUCAGAGAAGAACUCUAACAAAGUCGACUGCUUGCCCUGCACCGUGGAGCCCAGUGAGCUAGGGAAAUGGCAGGACAGAAGCACCAUUAGGGCAGAAGAUGAUACCCCUAUCGGUUACUCUGUCCCAAUUAAACCCAUGGAUUCCCCCAGGCAGAACAGUACAGAUACUACUAGUUAUUACUGGUGUAAGUUCUGCAGCUUCAGUUGUGAGUCGUCCAGCACUCUAAGACUCUUAGAACAUUAUGACAAACAGCAUUGUGGAGGCAAGUCAGGAAACCCUAACAAAGAGGGCGGUGACAAAGUCUCAAGAGAAGCCCUCGUUAACCAAAACGAUAUGGGGAAAAAAACAGAUGGGGAACCGAUUAUCACCACGAGGAAGAAAGAGGUAACAAGUGAGGAAAACGUGGUGACCAGCUACAAUUGUCAGUUUUGUGAUUUCAGGUAUUCCAUGAGCCACGGUUCAGAAGUGAUUAUUGUUGGGCCUCUUUUGCGUCACUAUCAGCAGGUGCACAGUAUUCACAAAUGUACUAUUAAGCACUGCCAGUUCUGCCCUAGAGGACUGUGCAGCCCUGAAAAGCACCUGGGGGAAAUUACCUACCCGUUUGCCUGCAGGAAAAGUAAUUGUUCCCACUGUGCCCUCUUGUUGUUGCAGCUGUCCCCUGGUGUGACAGGGAGUGCCAAAGUUAAGCACCAGUGUGAUCAGUGCUCAUUUGCAGCUCACGAUGUCGAUAUGCUUUUGAUUCAUUAUGAGAACAUGCACAGCUCCCAGACGGCAAAGGAAGUCAAGCCUGAAGAUGAGCAGCCUGUGAAAGAUCAGGCACAAUUGUCAGUCAAAGAAAACAAGGAACACUCUUGCACCAAAUGUGAUUUUGUUACAGAGGUUGAAGAAGAGAUAUUUCGUCACUACAGGAGACUACACAACUGCUGCAAGUGUCGCCGUUGUAGCUUUACAGCAGUGGAAACCCAAGCUUUACUGGAUCAUUUCAACACAGUUCAUUGUCAGGAGAUGGAAUCAGUCACAGCCAAUGGAGGUGACCUUCCCAGCAAGAUGAGCAUUAAGGAAGAGUCAAAGAAUGACAUGAAAUUGUAUAGCUUGAUGUAUCCUGAGUCAAAACUGGUGGAUUCCAUCACUGAGGCAGCAGUAAAGAGAGAAACAUUUGAAGAGAAAGAAUUGCUCAAGGAUAAAGGCUGGAGUGAGACCACCAAUGAGCAAGGCCAAAAUAUUAUUUGGAUUCCCAAAGAGAGAGGCAUGGAUAUCUUAAGGGGGAGUCCUCCUUACGGGCAGGGUGGCUUGGGAUUGCUGACCGCUGUGUCUAUAAACCAGGAGCAACAGAAACCUCUCCGGGACACUCCCACCAUAGUCUUUGGGUUGACUGGAGAGUCUAAAACCUUACUGCAGGGAACAGCAGCAAGCAGUGGAGACAAAGCUGGUCAGCUUACUCCCCAGUAUUCUACAACAGGCGACAGUAAAUCGAAAGAGGAAUCACAGUCACUGUUACGGAGACGCAGAGGCUCCGGGGUGUUUUGUGCCAACUGCCUGACCACAAAAACCUCUCUCUGGAGAAAGAAUGCAAACGGUGGAUAUGUAUGCAACGCGUGUGGCCUGUAUCAGAAGCUGCACUCGACUCCAAGGCCCCUGAACAUUAUAAAGCAAAACAAUGGCGAGCAGAUCAUCCGAAGACGCACCAGAAAGCGCCUUAACCCUGACACACUUCCUUCGGAGCAGCUGAACAAGCAGCAGAGGGUAAACAGUGAUGAGCAAGUGAAUGGGAGCCUCCUGGAGAGAAGGCAAGAGGAACAUCCACCAGAAGUGCACCAGCGAGAGCUGCAGCAGACUAACUUGAGCAAGCUUGAGUCAUACAGCUCGGUAACCAAGCCCCACCCCACUCCGCAGGCCUUACUAGUCAGCCAAACUCUGGAGAUCCACAAAAGGAUGCAACCUUUGCACAUACACUUAAAAAACCCUCAGGAAAGCAGUGGAGAUCCUGGAAAUGGUUCGACCACAGCAGAGGGGAAGGGAAGCUCAGAGAGGGGUAGCCCCAUUGAAAAAUAUAUGAGACCCUCAAAACAUGCCAAUUAUUCUCCACCAGGAAGCCCAAUUGAAAAAUACCAGUAUCCUCUGUUUGGACUUCCAUUUAUACAUAAUGACUUGCAGAGUGAAGCUGAUUGGCUGAGGUUCUGGACUAAGUACAAGAUGUCUGUUCCCGGGAAUCCACACUACUUGAGUCAUGUCCCUGGCUUACCAAAUCCUUGCCAAAGCUUUGUGCCUUAUCCCACAUUCAGCCUCCCUCCACAUUUUUCAGCCAUCGGAUCAGACAAUGACAUUCCUUUGGAUCUGGCAAUUAAACAUUCCAGGCCGGACCCAACUAUGAAUGGAGCCACCAAUGAGAAGAGUACUUUGCCAAUGAAUGCAAAGGACGAGGGUCCAGUGAACAUCGAAAAAACUGAAAAGGUUGACAGAAGCACUCAAGAUGAGCUGUCGUCAAAGUGUGUUCACUGUGGCAUUGUCUUUCUUGAUGAAGUAAUGUAUGCUUUGCAUAUGAGUUGCCAUGGCGACAGUGGGCCCUUUCAGUGCAGCAUAUGCCAUCACUUGUGUGCAGACAAAUAUGACUUCACCACUCACAUACAAAGAGGCCUGCAUAGAAAUAUUGCACAGGUAGAGAAGAAUGGAAAUCUUAAAAAAUAAAAAUAGCACUUCUUAGCACAAAAAAGAAUAAUGUUUGCUAAAAGCUAAGCAGAAACUUGUACUGUCUUAGCAGUACGCAUAGCAAACUAGUUACAUUUAACACGUAAAGGUGUUCGUUUUAAUGCUAUUUGCCAUCUACACAUAUUGCGAUAAAUAAUUAAAACCUUUUUUUUUAAGGAUGUCUUAUUUUAGGAAAAUAUAGGUACAUGACCAUUCAUCAUUUAUUACGGGGUGUUACCUUAGGCUAGGCAGUCCAGCAAAGAUGGUACCUGCAAUCAAUUAAAUAAUAUCUGACACAAGUAAAGCCUGUACAUUUUAUUGUUAAUUUGCAUUCACUAUAGAUGAUGAAAAGUACAAUGUGGACACUGUGACACUGCAAAUACAAUUUAAGCCUGAAAAAUAUCAAGGCUUCUAAAAAUGACCAUUGCAAAAAACCCUCAGGGAAUUCACUGAACUGAGUCAAAGACACCGUUCCAUUUAACAG